This is a messenger RNA of Didymodactylos carnosus, 324 nucleotides long. NCBI's taxonomy places the organism in Eukaryota, Metazoa, Rotifera, Eurotatoria, Philodinida, Philodinidae. The record is from the annotation of a GenBank genome assembly.
AUGAAAUAUGAUACUCCGGAUGUGGCUAUUGAGAAAACAGCAAACUUAAUUCGAGAAUUUAAACUCGCUUAUCCGAAUACAAAAUUAGCAUUAACAACAUUGCCACAUAUACGUGUUAGCGGUCUAAAGCCAACAAUUGAUCAAGUUAACGCUGAUACGGAUGAAUUUAACGCACGUCUUUCGUCGUUGGCUGAUGAUUAUAUUGAUGUGAUUAAAGUCCGUUAUACUGAUAAAAUGCUUUUACGUGAUGGUAUUCACUUAAAUUCGUCUGGGACAAAGGAAUUGACUAGCUCGAUGAAUAAGUAUUUAAAACGGCGUUUUUAA